Daphnia carinata is the source of this 1326-nucleotide messenger RNA. RefSeq lists its product as uncharacterized. NCBI's taxonomy places the organism in Eukaryota, Metazoa, Arthropoda, Branchiopoda, Diplostraca, Daphniidae. The transcript is spliced from 4 exons. Gene Ontology annotation, cellular component: membrane. The coding region runs from base 95 to 1261 and encodes 388 amino acids. The record is from RefSeq and is a predicted model, not a curated record.
UUAUAAUGGGCGCAAAUUUGGUAGUGCCGUAUAGUCAAGUACACAUCGUCCAACACGCAUUGAGCUCCCGUUGUCAAGGGACAAUUCCGACAUCAUGCGAUCAUUCAACAGUCUUUUUCAGGUUUUUGCCGCUGGGCUUCUGUUGACGACAGUCGUAGCCAAUCCGGCCGCUAGGAAAGUUCUCCAGCGUGCGGCCUGUACGGAGAGUUAUGCUCCAUGCACCUGCGAUCUGACUGCCAACGGCGUAGAAGUCAGCUGCUUGGAUGUGACAGUCGCCGAGAUCGUCGAUGUCUUCUUCCGUACGCGUACUCUCGAUAUCUACUCCGUAACACUAACGGCCACCUCAGCCACCGGAUCAAUCGACUUGCCCGCCGAUCUCCUGAAGGACAAACGAGCCAAAAAUAUUUACCUCAACUGCCCGUCGACAGCCUCACCCAAACUCGGUCUGACCAUCGAUCCAGCCUCUUUUGAAUUCACACGUUUCGACACGACACGUUUCGAAAUUCACGACUGCGAUCUUGUCGGACAAUUAAAUAUGGACUUUUUGGUCGAUUUUUCGGUUCUUGAUACUUUACAUAUCGAGAAUUCGGAAAACGCCAAAGCUAUCGAAACACUCCCAGCCCUAGCCCAACUCAAAGAAUUGGCCGUUGUUAGUUGCACUGGUUUGGCAAAUGUCGCCUUCCCAGAUUUAACCCCGGCACGUUUGGAAAGACUGUACCUGAACGGCAAUGGUCUGGACGACGCAACGGCCAAUGGCAUUUUGGUAGCUGUUGGUAGUUCAUCGUCAUCCAGCUCGUUGGUAGAGUUGUCUCUGGCAUCGAAUAGCAUGACCAAAGUGCCAAGGAUUGCGUCGUUUUCCAAGUUGAGUUGGUACGACGUCAGCUCAAACGCCAUUCCAUUUAUUAGUCAAUCGGCUUUGAUUUUCGGAUCCCCUGUUAAUUUCCUCGGGAUCAAUAACGUUGCCCUAACUGCCAUUGAAGGCGGAGCUUUCCUUGGUGAUUAUACGUUCGCCCAGGUAAACUUGGAGAACAAUGAUUUGACCUCGUUUAGGGAAGAUGUUUUUAAAUCAAUGUUGCAACUAAUGGCGGCUCAACCAGCAGGUGGCCAGGUGAUCGUCACUGGAAAUCCAUUUGACUGUGGCUGUGGAUUAGCCUGGCUGAUCCGCGACAAUCCAACUCUCAUCCCCAACGUCAAAAACGGAGUUUGCGGUGGAUUCUUUAGAUUCGAAGACCUCAAUCCUGACUCAUACGCAAAUUGUUAGUUAUAGUUAAUGUGGUUAUUCAGCUAAUCGUUGUGCUUGAUCCCAAUGUUUUUGUCCACCACAUA